Messenger RNA from Thamnophis elegans (Western terrestrial garter snake), 2231 nucleotides. RefSeq names its product GRIP and coiled-coil domain containing 1 (gene GCC1). The record is from RefSeq and is a predicted model, not a curated record. The coding region runs from base 1 to 1923 and encodes 640 amino acids. Lineage: Eukaryota; Metazoa; Chordata; Lepidosauria; Squamata; Natricidae. The transcript has 2 exons. Gene Ontology annotation, cellular component: Golgi apparatus.
AUGGAGGCGAUGGAGGCGGCGGCGGCGGAGGGUCCGGGGCGGCGGGAGCUGCUGGCGACGGUGGCGGCGCAGGAGGAGCAGCUGCGCGAGUACCGGGCGCGGCUGCGGGACCUCGUCCGCGCCCACAAGGGGCUGCUGGCGGAGCGGGCGGCGCUGGAGGCCGGCCUGGCGGCGCUGGCGGGGGAAGCGGCGGCGGCGGCCGAGGGCCCAGCGGCGGCGGGGGAGGCGGCGGCGGCGGCGGCGGGCGGCCCCGAGGCGCGGCUGGGGGCGGCGCUGGCCACGCUGGCGCGGGAGAAGGCGCGGCUGGAGGCCAGCUGGCAGGCGGAGCGGCGCGCGGCGCGGGCGGAGCGGGAGCGGCUGGAGGCCGAGGCGCGGGAGGCGCGGGGGCGGCUGGCGGCGCAGCAGCGGGACCGGGCGCAGGAGCAGGCCGACCACGCCGACAUGCUCCGGGAGCUCCAGCGGCUGCUGCAGGACGAGCGGGCGCGGCGGCGCGAGGCGGAGCUGGGCCUGGAGGCGGAGCCGCGGGAGCUGCGGGCCGAGCUGGAGCGCCUGCGGGGCCACUUCCAGGCGCAGCUGCUGCAGGAGGCCGGCAAGGCCGCCCAAGCCGACGAGCACCUCCGGAUGGGAGAGCAGCGCGGAGCCGCCCUGGAGGCCCGGAUCUCGGAGAUGUCUGAGCUGCUGGGCGCCUACGAGAAGGCCAGGCAGAAGGACCAGGCUGCCGUCCGGAAACUGAAGGACCGCCUUGUCCAGCUGGACCUGGAGAACAAGACCCUGGCCGUGGCUGCCUCCGGCCACGCCGCCGUGGGCCUGGCCCUGCAGGACGGCCACCUGGACGCCAACGUGCUGAGCGACAAGGUGGAGAAGCUGGCGGAGCUGGCGCGAGUGGCCGCUGGGCGUGCCCCCUCUCUCGCCGGGGGGGAGGACGUCGAGGCUCUCUGCCCGGCUCAGCCCCCGAAGGAUGCGGAGUCUGGGGACGGGGAGAAGGCCGCCACCGUGGCCUAUUACCAGCAGGAGCUGAAGCAGCUGAAGGAGGAGUUUGAGAGGUACAAGGUCAGGGUGCAGGUGGUCCUGAAGGGCAAAUCGGCCAAGGAUGGGAACCUGGCCAAGGAGCUGGAGGAGAGCCAGGAGCAGCUGUCGGAGCUGAAGGAGAAGUACGUUGCCCUCCGCCUGUCCUGUGAAGCGGAGGCCAAGCGGCACCAGGAGCAGCUGGAGGCCAAGAGGCGAGAGGCGGCUCUCCUCCAGCAGCUGCACCGCCAGGAGCUGGAGCAGUGCCUGUCGGAGGGCCGGGAGAAGGCCCUCCGGCUGGAGGAAGAGAUGCACAAGCAGCGCGAACGGGCCCUGGCCAUCCUGGCAGAAAAGGACCAGGAGCUGCAGCAACUGAGGCUCCUGGCCUUGCCCUUAGGGCUGCAGGCUCCCAAGGCAGCCGCAGGGUGGCCGGUUAACGGUGGCAGCGGCAGCAGCGGCAGUGCCCACAGUGACAGUGGGGUGGGUGAUGAUGCUUUGGAGCCCCUGGCCCUGCCCCUCCCUGCCCCCAACGAGCCCACCUUCCUGCUGUACACGGAGCAGCUGGCCCGGAAGGAGGUGGAGGUCCUGGCCCUGAAGAAGCAGAAGCACCAGCUGGAGACGGAGGCUCACCAGUUGCAGGAGAAGCUGCUGGAGGAAGGAGAGAAGCACCGAGAGGAGGUCUCUCUGCUCCAGGGACACAUUCAGAAGACCUUCAGGGACCGGAGCAGGGAGGGGGCUAACCUGGAGUAUCUCAAGAACAUUUUCUACAGGUUCCUGACUUUGACAGAUUUGCUGGGACGCCAGCAAACCCUGACAGCCAUACUGACUAUUUUGCAUUUCAGCCCAGAAGAGAGACAGGCUGUCCUGAGCCAGGUGGGAGGAGGAAGCAGCAGCUGGUGGCUGUCAGGGAAGAGAUGAACCCCCCCCACCCCACCCCCAGUGCGAGGGUUGGGUGGGGUUGGGGUCAUAGUGAGGCUGGCUUUCCCAUUCUGGCCUCGGAGCAAGCAGGGGCCGUUCCUAGCCACAGGACCAGCCAGGGCUCCCAGAUCAGAUCCCAGCCUGAAUGUAGGGCCUCCCUGGGGGCUGCAGGGGUUCAGUUUGAGGUCUUUGUUCUUUUUUAAAGGGCUCCCUUCGGGAGUCUGGCCAGGGUUUGUUUCAAUGUUUGUGCCAAAUGUGACGGGGGGGAUUAGACUCUGGAGCUGGCCAAUAAAGCAUCAGCAGUUGAA